GUGGCCGCUGUUGUGGGUGACGCGUCUUCUCACUUUAUAGGCACCGUGCGAAGUCAAUACCAACAGAGUCGUCAGCACAUGAGCGAGACACCGACCAGGGAGGGCGCCGGCCGCGCUGCCCCGACCACCGUUUCUUCCGCCACCACAAAAAAGCGCUUCCGUGUGCGGUCGAACUACUUCAAAGUUGGAGAUCUGGUCUGGGUGCGGCCGGCAAAGCUGCCGUACUGGCCGGCCGAAGUCAUCGAGUGCGACGCGGAGGCAAAUCGAGUCCGCGCAAAGUUAGUUCAACCGCCGUCUGCCGCCGUGCUCGAGGCGAACCAGAAGGAGGAGCAGCGCAAACAUGACCAGGCCGUAAAAAAGGAAGAAGCACGACGUCGAAAAAUGCAGAGGAACGAAGACAGAGGGGCCAACCUGGAUGUGUCAUCGACUGUUGCGGGUGCUGCCGCUACGGCGUGCGCAGAGCCGCAGGCCGACGUGGUCACGGCGAGUGGAUUGGUGGUGUACUUCUUCGACAAACUGCGCACACCCGAGGAGCUGGAGACCUGCAUUGAGGAGCGGCUGCAGCGCGCUUCGCAUAGCGUGGACGCGUACGAGGCCGCCUUUACGCGUGCCGUCAUGCAAACAAACCGUCUCGCCCGCAUCCCGCUCAGCCCGGAGAAGCUGCUGCCCUACGAGGUGUGCGCGGUGGGCAUUGUGCACAGCCUGAUGCGUGCGCAGAUCGCCGCACCACGACAGCCCAACACGGGCACCUUUGAGCCGCAGACCGGUUUAAUUCGACUGCGCAGCGGUCUGGAGAACGCGGCACGCGACCUGCAGGGUUUUGAAUUUAUUUGGGUGCUUUUUCAGUUCUCGUUUGCCGCGCCGAUGGCGUCUGGUGAAGGACAGGCGUCGGUGCGCCGGCUGAGAGACGCGAAGCGCGGCGAAGGUGAAGCGGAAAAGCCGGACAACACAAGUUCACCGCCCUCCAAUGCCGAUGAAGCCUCUGGGGAGGGAAAAGUAGAAGCUGCCGCUGCUGCUGAAGCCGCAGGCGUGGACGUGGAGGAGCCGCUCUCGCCGUUCCGUCGUCGUCAGGGCUUCGCUCGCGCGGCGGGGUUCAAGACGCUCAUCAUCCCACCACGGGACGAGGAGUGGCGAGGCGUUUUCGCCACUCGCAGCCCGCACCGGCCGAACUUCAUUGGCCUCUCGUGCGUCCGCCUCGUCGCCGUACACGGUCUCGACAUCCACAUCGCCGAUCACGACCUGCUGCACGGUACGCCGGUGUUGGAUAUAAAGCCGUACCUGCCUUUCUGUGAUGCACACCCGGAUGCGCGUGCGGGCUGGGUGGAGGAGCUCGACGCGAGCGGCAGGAGCAAAGGAGAUCACAAAUACGCGAAGCAGGCGAGCUUGGUGGACCGCGUAACGCCGAUGCAAUAA
Messenger RNA from Leptomonas pyrrhocoris, 1413 nucleotides. RefSeq lists its product as hypothetical. The transcript has a single exon. Bases 79 to 1413 code for a protein of 444 amino acids. NCBI's taxonomy places the organism in Eukaryota, Euglenozoa, Kinetoplastea, Trypanosomatida, Trypanosomatidae. The record is from RefSeq and is a predicted model, not a curated record.